Messenger RNA from Hippocampus zosterae (dwarf seahorse), 1964 nucleotides. RefSeq names its product transcription factor 23-like. Gene Ontology annotation, molecular function: DNA-binding transcription factor activity, RNA polymerase II-specific; protein dimerization activity; RNA polymerase II transcription regulatory region sequence-specific DNA binding. The transcript is spliced from 4 exons. The record is from RefSeq and is a predicted model, not a curated record. NCBI's taxonomy places the organism in Eukaryota, Metazoa, Chordata, Actinopteri, Syngnathiformes, Syngnathidae. Bases 992 to 1606 code for a protein of 204 amino acids. Gene Ontology annotation, biological process: regulation of transcription by RNA polymerase II; developmental process.
CCAGGACGUGCUGCAGAGAUGGUUGGCCUGGGAAGGCCUCGGGACCCCACCAGGAAGAGUCGGAUGAAGUGGCCGGGGGAGAUGAGGCAAGUCUGGCCAUUUAGGUCUCACACAUUUCAGAUGGUUUAUGAUUAGAACACAGAUUCGUGUAUUGCUCGUAUUUGUUAUUUAUGUGGCCCGGGCCUCGAUAACACUCCACAACACUGCUUGUUACCUUACUUGAGAGUCGUGUGUGUGUGUGGGGGGGGGGGGGGGUUCUUUUUUAAACUGUUGCUUUCUUUCUAGGUCAGGCUGAUACCAGAUGAACGUCUCGGUCAUCGCAGUGAAUGUCGCGCCGGCCCUGACCUUCCCCGUCCCACCCGAGUCCAGCUGUUCCCACAAUGGAGAGUUUCCCAAGCCCCCCCAGCCCCCAGAGUGCCCUGGCUCCCGACCCCCUUCUCGUCCCGCACUCCCCCUGGCCUUACCGCCCGCCCGCCUGCUCAUCUUGGCAGCCGAACAAGCAGGGAGGAUCGGUCCGACCGGGCGGCCGAGAUAAGGCCCGCACCGAGUUCCCCACAUUACCUCACUCGAUAAGGGAACCAACGAGACGGGGCGGAUGGGGUCCCACUUUUUUUCUUUUUUUUUAUGGGGUGGGGGGAUGCUCUGAACGGAUGCUGAUGCACUGGGAUAUUUGCUUGCAGACUGCGAGACGGAGCUGCAGAGAGACGGCGGGACCCGCUUGGGGAAACGCUCCGGACGGAUGCCGAUGCGCUCCCCACUUUUCUUCGUGGACUCCUCCCCCCUUGUUCAUGGUCAAGGUCCCGGACGCAGGUGCCACCGCCGUUACUGAAAAUUCUUGACUUCGGAUGAAUACGUGGCAGAACUCCUGAGUCCAUCAAUGUCAAAGCGCGGGAAUCGACCGGCGUCCGGCCGCCGGGCGUAGACGCCAACUCUCGGCUUUGGCGAAAGCUCCGGGCCGUCCGCGCCCAUCCGCUUCUUUCCCGCAGCGCUCAUGGCGGCAAACCCUUUGGAGAGUCUCAUGUCGGUCGCCGUGAGCCGCCGACCGGCAGAACCUGAGAGCCGGCGGGCCUCCGCCGGCACAAGCCUGCCAAAACGCAGGCGCGGCAUCGGCAGCGACCGGGAGCCGUCUUGUCUGGUGCCACCUGCUUGCGGGCCCAGAUCAAAAGCGAGGGAUCAAAAGCUCGCCCUCGGCGCGCCGCGCAGUCAUCACUCGCCAGAAAAUGCGGCACGGGAGAGGAGCCGCGUACGCAGCUUGCGUCAGGCCUUCCACAGCCUGCAGGAUGCCCUGCCCUCGGUCCCUCGCGACACCAAGUUGUCCAAGCUGGAUGUUCUGGUUCUGGCCACCAACUACAUAGCCUACCUGACGCAGAUCCUGGACCAGGGAAGAACUCUGAGCGAGUAUACCUUGCCGCCAAGACCGGGUGGAUACCUGCACCCAGUUAAGAAAUGGCCAAUGCGUUCCCUGCUCUACUGCGGCAGCGUCGGGGAGGUGCUCUCCGGAGUCCAAGCCGACGGGACGCCUCCGUCCAGACAGGACGCAUACCGACCCGAGCGUCCGGCGCAAGCAGACGAGGAGUGUUCGGAACAUGCGGGACGGCGACUCUAAUGACCUCCGCCCCCUUUCAAGCCACUUUCCCGAACCUUGGCACAAACCAUCAUGGGGUGCUCUCGUUCCAACAUAGGAAAAUGAAUUCUUGAGCUAUUGCUGACAUACGGUAAGUCUUGACUUUGAACGUGCUACUUUCCCAUGACGGACUGGAAAAAUUGAUAUCAGUCAGUGUGUCGCCAUUGGUGACGAUCACUUCAGCAUCCGACGAGGCUCUUGGAGCUCUACUUUCAAAUUAAAAACCACCAUGCCAGACCUGUCAACUUUUCGGAGCGCCGACCUGUAUAAAGUACCAAAAAAAAAAAAAUCCUUAUAACAUCCCAAAGCAUUUUAUAUGUCAAAAUAACGGCAGAACCCC